ACUGAUUGGCCACUAAAAUAGGUUUACAACCGUACCAUCAUGGUGUCUGCAGAUUUCGCUGAACGGCCAGUCAAGAAGCUCGUGCUAUUCGAUGUCGAUGAGACGUUAACGCCCGCACGCCAGAGGGCAUCUCCAGAAAUGAUCCAGCUCUUACGCGACCUCAGAAAGCAUGUUGCUAUAGGCUUUGUUGGUGGGUCUGAUUUCGUCAAGAUAUCCGACCAGCUUAAUGUUGGUGAUUUCAAUGUUCUGGAGUUCGACUUUGGCUUCGCUGAGAAUGGCCUUAUCGCGUAUCGACUCGGAAAGCUGCUGGAGUCUCAGUCCUUCAUCAAAAUGGUAGGCGAAAAGGACUAUCAGGAGCUGGUCAACUUCAUCUUGCAUUACAUUGCUGACGUGAACAUCCCAAUCAAACGUGGAACAUUCGUCGAGUUCCGCAAUGGCAUGAUCAAUGUCAGCCCUAUCGGCCGCAAUGCAACUAUCAAGGAACGCAAAGAUUUUCAGGCUUACGACAAGGAACACCACAUUAGGGCGGACUUUGUAGAAAUUCUCCGGGAGAAAUUCAAACGACUGAAUUUAACGUUCUCUAUCGGUGGCGAGAUAUCAUUUGAUGUCUUUCCACAUGGAUGGGACAAGACUUACUGCCUUAGACAUGUCGAGAAAGAUGACUUCGAAGAAAUCCACUUUUUCGGGGACAAGACAAGCAAGGGGGGUAACGACUACGAGAUUUUCAGUGAUCCUCGUACUGUCGGGCACACCGUUAAAAAUCCCGCAGAUACGAUGAGAAUCUGCACAGAACUUUUCCUGUCAUGAAGUGCUCAACAAUUUCGGAUAACAGUUACGACUAUACCAAUGACUCUUCGUAACUAUACAUGGACUAGCUUGCUAUCACUCCUGGGGUUCUGCAACAUUUUCAAUAAACCUUUUGUAACUCCUCAACCACAUCAUAUUUUCUUCUACGGAUUUGCACCGUCAUAGAUUCAUAGCUGCUCUAUAUGAAUAAGAUUUUUGCUGAUUUUUGCUGAUUUUGUGGUGGAAUGUCGGAUGAAGGCCCUGCAAAAUAUUGUCACGUCCUGUCACACAUCGGCACAGUAGCGGCACUGUGAACUUUCACCCUCCGAAGACUGAGCUCUUGCACAUCGAAUCAAUGUUGU
Molecule: messenger RNA, 1148 nt
Organism: Suillus plorans
Lineage: Eukaryota; Fungi; Basidiomycota; Agaricomycetes; Boletales; Suillaceae
Product: eukaryotic phosphomannomutase
Exons: 8
Coding region: 40-807 (255 amino acids)
Biological process (GO): GDP-mannose biosynthetic process; protein N-linked glycosylation; mannose metabolic process
Cellular component (GO): cytosol
Molecular function (GO): phosphomannomutase activity
Source: RefSeq, a predicted model, not a curated record